Molecule: messenger RNA, 1169 nt
Organism: Chinchilla lanigera (long-tailed chinchilla)
Lineage: Eukaryota; Metazoa; Chordata; Mammalia; Rodentia; Chinchillidae
Gene: Cebpe
Product: CCAAT/enhancer binding protein (C/EBP), epsilon
Exons: 2
Coding region: 190-1035 (281 amino acids)
Biological process (GO): DNA-templated transcription; myeloid cell differentiation; regulation of transcription by RNA polymerase II
Molecular function (GO): DNA-binding transcription factor activity, RNA polymerase II-specific; RNA polymerase II cis-regulatory region sequence-specific DNA binding
Source: RefSeq, a predicted model, not a curated record
CAGAGCAGGGAGAAGGAAGCAGAACAGAAGAGGGAGGAGAGAAGCCACACGGGAGUGGGUGACAAAGAAGACUAGAGGGCAGAUCUAGGGCAGAUCUAGGGCAGGGGGAGACCGAGGGAGGGCAGGCUGAGCAUCCAAGGGCGCCCCAAGAGCAGGGCCAGGGGCGGGGAGCAAAGGGGCGGGCCGGCCAUGUCCCACGGGACCUACUAUGAGUGCGAGCCCCGGGGAGGCCAGCCGCCACUGGAGUUCUCAGGGGGCCGAGCAGGGCCCGGGGAGCUGGGGGACAUGUGUGAGCAUGAGGCCUCCAUCGACCUCUCUGCAUACAUCGAGUCUGGGGAGGAGCAGCUGCUGUCCGACCUCUUUGCCAUGAAGCCAGCACCUGAGGCCCGAAGUCUUAAGGCCCCUGGGACCCCUGCCUUCCCUCACUACCUGCCGCCUGACCCCCGGCCCUUCGCCUACCCCCCGCACACCUUUGGCCCGGACAGGAAGGCGCUGGGGCCUGGCAUCUACAGCAGCCCAGGGAGCUACGACCCCAGAGCUGUGGCUGUGAAGGAGGAGCCCCGGGGGCCGGAGGGCAGCCGAGGUGCCAGCCGAGGCGGCUACAACCCCCUGCAGUACCAAGUGGCACACUGCGGGCAGACGGCCAUGCACCUGCCCCCGGCCCUGGCAGCACCCGGCCAGCCCCUUCGCGUCCUCAAGGCCCCUCUGGCCGCUGCUGGGGCCCCCUGUAGCCCCCUCCUCAAGGCGCCCUCCCCAGCCGGCCCCUCGCACAAAGGCAAGAAGGCGGUGAAUAAAGACAGCCUGGAGUACCGGCUGCGGCGCGAGCGCAACAACAUCGCCGUGCGCAAGAGCCGGGACAAGGCCAAGCGGCGCAUCCUGGAGACGCAGCAGAAGGUGCUGGAAUACAUGGCCGAGAACGAGCGUCUGCGCAGCCGCGUGGAGCAGCUCACGCAGGAGCUGGAUACCCUCCGCAACCUCUUCCGCCAGAUCCCCGAGGCUGCCAACCUCAUCAAGGGCGUGGGGGGCUGCAGCUGAGCCUGGCUGGUGGACUGUGGGCCCCGGGCCCCUGGCCGAGCCUGAGACAUAGACUAUGGACAAGGGUGGCCGGGGGUUAGGGAGGGCAGGAACCGUGAGGAUUGCGUGGCUGAAUAAACUGCACUCCGGCUUGG